This is a messenger RNA of Striga hermonthica, 1812 nucleotides long. Lineage: Eukaryota; Viridiplantae; Streptophyta; Magnoliopsida; Lamiales; Orobanchaceae. The record is from the annotation of a GenBank genome assembly.
AUGAAGGAUUGGCAGCAGACAUGUCAACCAAGCAACACAGACAGUAUUAUCGGGAAGUUAAUGUGUUUUGAUGAAGUGCAGGCCCCACAGAAGCCCUCCAAUGGAAAAUACAGAGCACUAUCUGAAAGCUAUGUCCGGAAUUCUGCUUCUGUGGGCCUUCGAUGGGGCAGUUUCAUUGCUACUGGGCAUCAAAUGAAGGGCGAAUCUGGACUACACAUUUCCAAGAGCAAUAAUGAUGACUUUUUAGACAAAUGUGUUGAAAAGGAUGUACGAAGCCAAAAACGUCCAAGUGCUUCAAGUCAUGCCCUUAGAUACAUGCAGAAAUAUGAGCAGAACUCACUUUCAGGUCACCUUGUUGAGCUUGGUGUUGAUUACGUGAGAAAAUCAUCAGAAACCCUGCCAAAUACAAGUACUGCAAUAAAGUUGAAGCCACAUUCCAAACAACGAUACAUAGAACACAGGGAUUCCUUGAAAAGUGGAAGUGGAAAAGACCACCAUCACAUAGCAACGAGUAAAGAGCUGGUGGCUAAUGACAUCGUGUCUCGUGGAUAUAGCUGUAGUGCAUGCACUAAAUCUAUGAGAAGAAUCCCUCAGCAAGGAAGGCCCAGAAGCAAAUUCGCGCAGUUAUCAAGGACCGGGCAUUUGUGUGACAAAAGCUUAAUGGAUGAAGUUGAGGGGCUGGUACUUUCUACUCCUGAUGAGAAUGAUUUUAAGGGUUACAGCCUUGGUCGACAUCGUUCAGUUGAUAAAUCAUCCUUAGGCAGCGCAUCCAGGAAGAAAAAUGUUGGAAGAUGUGAGGUAGCAAAAGAGGCUCGAGAAGUUGGUGUGCAUGUCAGGGGCCCAAAUCUUGAUGAAAUGCUUCCUUUGGCAGAUAAAAAAUCAAAUCCAUUAAUUUUACAGUCCAGAAACUCAGGGGCUUGCAGUCUUUCAGCUUAUAGCUUCAUAGACUUUUGGGAGGAUGGCUCUCGGAAGAGCUUACCGAUCUUUAAAUUUGAAACAAUAAAAGAGGCCCUCUCAUGUGCAAAGCAAGAUGAAAAUACUGAGAGGAAUAACUACCUGAACGAGAAAAUGAUUUCAAGAAAUGACGUUUUAGAAUGUACAGAUGGUGUUGCGGUUUGUGCUGCGACCAGUUGUGAUAGCGAGUUGGAAACGGUUCCUAUUAUCUCAUCGGCAGAAAGGGAGCAUACUUCUUAUGCUCCGGAAGCUUCUGGUGACGAGAGACUCUUAAAUGAAUAUUCCAAGGAAGAAUCAUCUUAUUCAAACUUAUCCAGAAUAAGCCCUCCAGAGUUCCAGGACAACCUGAAGAGAACCUACCAGCAGAGCCCGGACUCGGUUCUCGAACAAUUUGAUAUUCAAAAUUUUUCUUCUUUCGAAAAUUUUGACGGCAUUGGUGGCCUACUGCUGCAACUUGAAGCUUUAGACUUCGAUUUAGAAGAAACUUACUCUGAAGGAUCAGUGAUGCUUGUAUCGGGAGACGAAGAUUUGGAUGAACGGUUGAAUGAUGUCGUUUGUGAUCCCGAACUCGUAAAAACGUGGGUUGGGGACAGCAGAAGCAAAAUCUACUCUUACAUGGUCGAUGUUUUAGACAAAUCCGGUUUUUGUGGUGCGAAAUCAUUUACUGACUUCAGGACAUGGCAUUCGCUGGAGUGCCCGAUAAGCCCUUCUGUGUUCGAGGCUGUAGAGAAAAAAUACGGCAAACAGACAGCCUGGGCACGCACAGCACGCGCCACCGCCGUCCGGCGCAACACCGCCGGCGCCGUCCCUAACGUGUCCGUGUUCUCCAUAGACGACCAUUCUGAAUCAUUGAUAUAA